CUGUUGAAGGCAAAGAUGAAAUAAGUUCAAAAACAAAACCAAAAGUUCCCCAACUUGUAAAGUUUGAUCGGAGAUGUCGUCGGCGCAAAUGGAUCCACACGACAAGAUGAGAUCUCGCGACUUGAGUAAAGUCGCGAGAGGCCAGCAAGCACCAAGACCAGCUCACGCUCCCGGCACGGUAUCGCCGCCACCGCAAAACGAGGCAACUUUUCGUGCUAAGAGAGGAGAGGACGGUGGACAAGAGAAAGAUUCGGAGGCGGAUGAGCGGUCUCCGGUGACUAAUGAAACACGACAUUGUUUCAAUCGAUACAUGCAAUACCAUAAGUGUAUUGAGAAAAAUGGAAGAGAUGCUAAUGAUUGCAACAACUUAAGAGAUUAUGUGCGUUCAAUGUGUCCCGAAGAAUUGGUGAGCAAAUCUUGGUGGAAAAAUGGGAGAAACAGAGAAAAUCUGGGACAUUGCCAUCCUCAGUAUGAAGACUGGAUUAUAUAUAAUUAGAGUUGUUUACUUUGGUCGCUGUGUUGAUGAUCUAUAAUACUUAAAACCAAAACCAGUGAUAAAUUAAAUAACCAAUUAAAUUAAGUCAUGUCUAAAGACUAAAACCAUAUUUUUGUGUUAAUCUUGAUCUGUCUUGAGAA
Molecule: messenger RNA, 636 nt
Organism: Camelina sativa (false flax)
Lineage: Eukaryota; Viridiplantae; Streptophyta; Magnoliopsida; Brassicales; Brassicaceae
Source: RefSeq, a predicted model, not a curated record